Messenger RNA from Boeremia exigua, 1560 nucleotides. RefSeq names its product major facilitator superfamily domain-containing protein. Gene Ontology annotation, cellular component: membrane. The transcript is spliced from 9 exons. The record is from RefSeq and is a predicted model, not a curated record. Gene Ontology annotation, biological process: transmembrane transport. Bases 1 to 1560 code for a protein of 519 amino acids. Gene Ontology annotation, molecular function: transmembrane transporter activity. Lineage: Eukaryota; Fungi; Ascomycota; Dothideomycetes; Pleosporales; Didymellaceae.
AUGGCAGGCGUACCUGACAGAUCAAACUCGGGGCCAACUGUGCACAGCAGCACGAUGGGAUCAGCUGCACCGCACAUUGUUAUAGAGGAGAGCAAGGAUAGAGAUGCCGACUACCUUGAGAUAGUACCCACAAACCGCUCUGAAGAGCGCCCAGAAUCCAAAAGGCAGGGUGCAGUGGAAGCCCUUGGUAUCGAAGACUGGCAAGCGAAGGAGAAACAGAUCGUCCGAAGACUCGACCUGACGUUGAUGCCACAAUUGUGGAUUCUGUACAUGUUCAAUUACCUCAAUCGAAACAACCUGGCGCAAGCUCGUUUAGAUGAAGACUUUGAGGCAACCCUCAAUUUGGGCAACACCGAUUACAGUACAGCGGUAGCUUUACUUACAGUUGGUUACAUGCUUGCGCAGCUGCCAUCUAACAUGCUGAUCACACGUGUCCGCCCACAACUCUACCUACCCAUUUGCGCGAUCGUAUGGUCUGGUGUAUCAGCCGCAACUGCUGCUGUUAGUAGCCCUGGCGAAUUAUUUGCAGUCCAGAUUGUGUUGGGUAUCGUGGAAGCCCCUCUUUUCCCUGGAGCUGUAUUUCUCAUGUCUUGUUGGUACACUCGUCGCGAGCUUGCUCUCCGUACUGCUCUCCUCUACUCUGGGCUAGUCCUUGCCCAAGCCUUCUCUGGACUGAUCGCUGCGGGAGUUCUGUCUGGCAUGGUUGGAGUAGCCGGCCUCAAAGGCUGGCAGUGGCUCUUCGUUCUGGAGGGUGCGCUAAGCGCAUUCUUCGCAUUGACAGCCUUUUUCAUUCUCCCUAACUACCCACACACCAACUCUGGAGGCCAAAUGUGGAUAAUGACUGAGGACAUGCGAAGAAUCGCAGUUACUCGCAUCGAAGCCGAUCGGGUCGAGUCACACACCGAAUCUACCGUGUGGCAAGGCUUGCGCCUGGCCCUCACCGAUGUUAAGACAUACAUUUUCAUCUUUAUGAACAUUUUUAUGACAAAUUCUUACGGCUUCAAUAAUUUUAUGCCGACCAUGGUGAAUGGCUUUGGUAUUGGCAAUAGGACCAUAUCUCUUGUCCUGACUGCGCCGCCCUACAUUGUUGGGACAGCGGUGUCUUUCUUUGUAGCGUGGUCUUCAGACCGCUCAAAGGAACGUGGUUUUCACAUUAUGGCCAACAAUUGCUGUGCCAUUGUUGGCUUCAUAAUCUCGGUCGCUACACUUAACACAGCUGCGCGCUAUACUGCAGCCUUCUUAUACACUUCAGGCAGUUUUUCAGCAAACGCCUUGGUGUAUACAUGGGCAGUUAGUUCAUUAGGGCAGACACCAGAGAAGCGAGCUGCUGGAGGCGCUAUUGUGAACAUUUGCGGUCAUCUAGGCAACGUAAUGUCGCCGUACUUCUUCCCCGAUAGCGACGCGCCACGAUACACAAUGGCCAUGAUUCUGCAAAUUGUCUUCGCAGGUCUCACACUCUGCAUGGCGUUUACAUCGAAGACGUACCUCAAGAGACAGAACAAGAAGUUGAAGGCGGUCUCAGACCAAACAGGAAACCUUUACAAUCCCUUCACAACGUAG